Gregarina niphandrodes is the source of this 894-nucleotide messenger RNA. Its product is annotated as L-lactate dehydrogenase. The coding region runs from base 1 to 894 and encodes 297 amino acids. Lineage: Eukaryota; Apicomplexa; Conoidasida; Eugregarinorida; Gregarinidae. Gene Ontology annotation, molecular function: oxidoreductase activity, acting on the CH-OH group of donors, NAD or NADP as acceptor. The record is from RefSeq and is a predicted model, not a curated record. The transcript is spliced from 2 exons. Gene Ontology annotation, biological process: carboxylic acid metabolic process.
AUGGCUCCCCGCGUCCCUAACAAACGGAUCUCGGUGAUCGGUGGUGGUGGCAUGGUUGGGGCAGCUACUGUGAAUGCCUUGAUCCUUAAGGGCGUUGCUGCUGAACUUUUGAUUGUUGAUGUUGCUCCGAAGGCCGCCGAAGGACAGGCUCUUGACAUCGCCGACGCCUCUUCAACUCCCCCGGGUCGUCCGAGCUACCCUCAGAAGCCGGGUGAGCCGAGGUCGAAGCUCCUUGGAACCAACAAGUCCAUCAUGAAUGACAUAUGCACGCAAAUGCAACCUAUUCGUCCUGACAUGAAGAUUCUUGUUGUUGCCAACCCGGUAGAUGUCCUGACUCACAUUGUCUGGCAGUCUUCAAAGCUGCCUAAGAAUCAGGUGUUUGGCUCCGGGACCUACCUCGACUCUGGUCGCCUUCGCUCGCAGAUCGCUUCAAUGAUUGAUGUGCAUCCUCAGAGCAUAAAUGCAUACGUCCUUGGCGAACACGGCGACCGUCAAUUCGUCGCUUGGUCCGCAGCCAGAAUCCAGAAUACGCCUCUGUUGGAUCACCCCAAGUUGAAGGGCAUCGAGCUUGACAGCAUCCGCCAGGAAGUCAUGAGAAAGGCUUACGCCAUUAUUGAGGCCAAACGAUCUACCUACUUUGGUAUCGGCAUGUGUUCUGCUACCAUUGCUGAGAGUGUGUUGAACAACACUCAGGAAGUGUAUCCUCUUGUCCAUUGGGUCGAGGCUCAUCAAGCUUAUAUCUCGUGGCCUUGCACUGUGGGCUCUAAUGGCGUUGAUCAGAGCUUUGAUGUGCCUCUUAAUGAGCAAGAGCAGAAGGCUUUGGGGGUAGCGGUCGCUGCUAUCAAGGACAUGGUUAAGGAAGCGGAGUCCAUUGAGGAGCCUCGUAAAGAUUAG